UUAUUUACAGGUCCAUAACAAUAGCAGAUAAAUAAUUGUGCAAGCAGAUGCCUGAUAGUGGUUACGUGAAAGAAUGAUGGAGUGGCAAUAAGUAAAGCAAAGUUUGUAUUUUGUGCAAGCCUUGUGAGUGGCAGAAGCUGAAAGAGCCUUGACUGCAGUCCCUGCACAUCUCUCUACCUCCUCCCUGCAUGAGCUGAAGGGGAGCAGGGUGUGCAAAGUGCAAGGGGAGGAGGGAGAGCCUAGGGCAGCUCUGCACUGUGACCCAGCCUUGGCUGUGAGCUUGUCUGCUCUAUGUCUGAGACUGGGAGGCUGCCCCUCCAUAUGUGAGUGUGUGUGAGUGUAUGUGAGUGUGUGUCUGUGAGUGUGUGUCUGUGCUCUACCGCCGCCACUGCUGCCCUUUGAUCCUUGCAUUAGUGUUAGGGGCUCGGAGACACACAGGGAGCAGCCAUAGACACGGCAGCGCCAGGCACCGCUCAUCCUCAGGCUGUAGCCCUUUCCAUGCACAACACACAUAUUCAUCACAUCCAUUCACCAUUGAACAAUAUUUAUUGCGACUGGGGGAGGGAGGUGAAAGGGAGGACAAGCCAGGUGCACCGAGCAAGCUCCCCGACUCCAGCCACAGCUGCUCUGCGCCGACCCCGGGGCUAUUCCCCCCUUGUCACUGGCCACUGCCUCCAUCAGCGGAGAAGAGAAUGUGAUCGACUUGGGAGAGAAGAGAAACAAUCCCCGAUCUUCUACAUCUCAGUCCAAAAGGGGAGAAAAUGCCCAGGAGGAAACAGGAACAGCCUAAACGCCUGCCUUGUUCACAUGGUCCUCGACAAGACGAGGUGGAAGGAGAAGCAAGUGAGGAAGAAAACUGGUUUGGAACAAAUUCAGGGACCCCAUCAGAAGCUUCCUUUGGAGAUAUUCAAGAGAAUUAUAAACUAUCAUAUGAUGACAGAGGACAAGAAUCCCCCACUUCUCCCGAUACAUCCCUUGGAAGUGCAACUCCAAGUUUAAGCACUGAUUUGGGAAUUCUGGAAAGUGAAAUUUUUAAGGAUGCCUCACAGUGUAAGGAGCUCAUGUCAACAUCUGCAUCCUCCAUGGAUGAGGAUGACCAAAUUGGCACACUCAAGCCAUUAAGCAGUAAUCUGAGACGUCUCCUUGAGGCUGGCUCAGUACAGCUUGUAACAGAAGCUGCUACAAAUGGCAGAGAUGACUCUUCACUUAAUACUUCUACAAACCUCCAGUUUUCUCCCUCUUCUCACCAUGCAAAGCAGCUUAGUGCCCUUGCAAGAAAGCUUGCCGAAAAGCAGGAGCACAGUGAGCAGUAUGGAGGAGUUUCAACCAACAGGUGUAUAUGGAGUCAGGACAAAUGGCUACAAAAUUCAAAUAACACAUGUGGCCUGUCACCUGACUCUGCUAUCCUAAAACUUAAAGCUGCUGCUAAUGCCGUUCUUCAGGAUCAGUCACAGUCAAGGACUGGUGAAAGUCUAAAGUUUGAAUCGUUUACUCCAUUUAGUUCUCAGUCCGCUAGCUCCACUUUAGCAGCAUUAUCAAAGAAAGUUAGUGAAAGGGGCAUGGCAACAGGUCAGGAGCGUCAUUCUCCAGCUGGUCCAUUCCUUUCUUUGGCUUCCAUGACCUCUUCUGCUGCCUUGCUUAAGGAAGUUGCUGCUCGUGCUGCUGGCAGUAUACUUGCUGAGUCAAAAAAGCCCCUCAUAUCAGAAGAUCCUUUACCCCUGCCUGAAGAAAAUCAAGAAAAGGUAACGUCAACACAGUCGUUGGAAAUGUUGUUACUCCCAUCACCUAAAGGAAGGCCUUUAAAACCUGGAAACCAAGCUCCAGAAGAAGAAGUCGGGAAACCAUUCCAGUGUCCUAUUUGUGGAUUGGUAAUAAAAAGGAAAAGUUACUGGAAAAGGCACAUGGUGAUUCACACAGGUUUAAAAAGUCAUCAGUGUCCACUAUGUCCAUUUCGUUGUGCUCGCAAGGACAAUCUUAAAUCUCACAUGAAGGUCCACCAGCACCAGGACCGAGGGGAAACCUUUCAGUGCCAACUCUGCCCUUUCACCUCAUCCCGCCAUUUCAGCCUGAAACUUCAUAUGCGCUGUCACCAGCACUUCCUGCGGGCAGAGGCCAAAGUGAAAGAAGAGCCUAUUGAAGCUGACAUUAAACAAGCACCUUUUAAAAAUUCUUUGGCAAGCCAGGAGGAAGGGAAUUCUUCACCUGGACAAGCAAUGCUACUUCCAGAGACCUUAAACCAGAUGAACUCUAUAGCUGUCAGUGCACUACCUAUUAAAGAGGAACCUAAAGACAAUGGCUGCCCUGUCAUUCCUUUUAAUGACAGACCUAACAGUAACAGUAGCGCAACAAUGAAAGAAUCUUUGGAUUUUGUAGGUUGCCCUUCAUCCCUUUUCAGUCAAGACAUCUCUGUAAAGAUGGCAUCAGAUUUUCUAAUGAAGUUAUCAGCUGCAAAUCAGAAGGAUCCCCUCACUCUUACUUUUAAAGUGAAAGAUGAACCCGAGGAUGAAGAACCUAUUAGCUCCCUAUCCCCACAAUCCUUAUACAGCUUCAACCAGGAAUCAGAAGGUCGGCUUUCCAGCACUCCAGAUGAAGACUGUAAGCCCCAACAAAAACAACCAAACCUGCUCACUCAAGAUAUCUCCAUGAAAGCAGCAUCAGAGCUCCUUAUGAAACUAUCAGCUGAAAGCUGUAAGGACACGCAGACUGUGAAGAUUAAAGAGGAACCCAUGGAGGUUGACAUCCCUGACUCUUCCAUCUCCCCAAGACAGAACAUUGGUUACAGCACUUUAUUAAGACAAGAAAAAACUGAGCACAUACAGAAGGUGCCAUUGUGUCGAGUUGUUCCUGAAGGGAACCUGUUCAGCCAAGAUAUAUCUGUGAAGAUGGCUUCAGAACUUCUCUUCAAACUGUCAGAAAAAGUUAGUAAAGAACAUAAUCACAAGUCAAAUGUCAUCCGCACCACCAGCCCAUUUUUUUCAGAAGAAAAAUGCAGACAAUCACCAUUCACCUUCAACUCAAAAGACAUCACUAAAAGUGAAACUGUUCCUCGAGGAAGACCAGAUUCUGAACCCCUGGGACUUGACACCAGCAGUGGAAUAACAGCCUGGAAACUCAGUGAACAACUAUUUCCAUGUGAUGUUUGUGGGAAAGUGUUUGGGCGACAGCAGACUCUGUCUCGACACCUCAUGCUGCACACAGAAGAAAGAAAAUACAAAUGUCAUUUGUGCUCAUAUGCUGCAAAGUGCCGGGCUAAUCUGAACCAGCAUCUGACUGUCCAUGCAGUGAAGCUGGUGAGCAUGGACACUGAAGAUAUUGUCAGUGCUGUUAUAUCUGACACUGGUGAGAAAAAGAAUACCCCAUAUUUCUACAGUUGUCAUGUCUGUGGCUUUGAGACCGAGUUGAACGUUCAGUUUGUGAGCCACAUGUCCCUCCACGUAGACAAAGAGCAGUGGAUGUACUCAAUCUGUUGCAGCACCUGUGACUUUGUCACCAUGGAGGAAUCUGAUAUGAGGACACACAUCAGCGCUAAACACUCAGGAGAAGAUAGAAAGACCCCUAGUGAAUCAGUAAGCCCCUCUUCCUCGUCCUUAUCUACACUCAGUGAUUCAGCCAACAGUAAAGAAGAUUUCGACACACCACUGAGAAACCAGACUUCCAACAGUUUGCUGGUUAUUUCCGUAGUGCCUGGCUCCCAGCCUUUUGUCAGCAAUGAAGAGAAGUCAGAGAAAGGAUUUGAGUGUGUCUUCUGCAAUUUUGUCUGCAAAACAAAAACAAUGUUUGAACGUCACCUGCAGAUCCACCUGAUCACACGGAUGUAUGAAUGUGACGUGUGCCAUAAGUUUAUGAAGACACCAGAGCAGCUGGCAGAACACAAGAAAUGUCACACAGUCCCCACCGGUGGACUCAAGUGCCCAUUCUGUAUUUAUUCCACAAACCGCCCCGCAGCCAUGGAGUGUCACCUAAAGACACAUUACAAGAUGGAGUACAAGUGUCGUAUCUGCAAGUCAGUGAAAGCAAACCAGCUGGAGCUUGAAAUGCACGUCCGGGAGCAUCGUCUUGGGAACCAUUACAAGUGUGACCAGUGUGGCUAUCUGUCCAAGACGGCUAACAAGCUGAUUGAGCAUGUCCGUGUCCACACGGGAGAGCGUCCCUUUCACUGUGACCAGUGCAGCUACAGCUGCAAGCGCAAAGACAAUCUCAACUUGCACAAGAAACUCAAGCACUCCCCACGUAAGACCUUCAGCUGCGAAGAGUGUCUGUUCAAGACCACGCACCCAUUUGUCUUCAGUCGCCAUGUCAAAAAGCACCAGAGUGGUGAAUUCAUGGAAGAGGAGCAGAAACUCCCAGCUCCAACUCUGAAAGAGUUUACUCCUUUGCCAACUGUUAUUGACUCUAGGAGUCUAUUAUCACCUCUCUCUGUCAUGUCUGCUUCUCAGGCUCUACAAACAGUGGCCAUGUCUGCUGCCCGGAACGGAGGGGCUGAUUCACAUUUAGCACUUAAAGCCUUUGCAGUAAAUGGUACCUCUUCUAGCUACGAUAGGUACCAGAACUCUGAGGUUGCUCAUCUCAUUCCCUUAACAAUGCUUUUUCCCAAGAACCAUUACGAUGUCACAUUCCAUCCAACCCGACCUCAGACGGCACCUCCCGGUGUCUCCACACCUAAGCACUCCUUUCUUGCUUAUCUUGGACUAACGGAAAGGGCAAAAACUGUUUGAGGGUGGCCCUUGCCCUGUAUCAGAUACCCAGCAGGUAUACAUUGCUGCAAGAUAUAGGUUUGAAAGUUAUGAAAAUGUGUACUGUAUAUCUCUAGCAAGAUUAGUUAAUGGGCUCUGUGUGUAUACUUAUUGCAUUUACCUAAAAGCUGCUUCAUUGAGUCUUCAGAGAGGUAACCUACUGCGAAAUUAUACAUAUCAAAAAAAAAAAAAAGCUGCUUCCCUAUACCUCAGCGCAGACUGAAGGCCCUGGAUGGAUAUAAGCGCUGGCACUUAUGAAGUUACAGUUUCUUUUUAAAAAAAUGUUAUGCUCUUAACAGUCAUUGCAAGCACAGUAGUUUGCUCCACCUCCACAAACAUUAGUGACCAUCCCACUUUAACUCUGCAUGUUCCACUGCAGUUUGAGGGGUAGUUCUGGGAUAUACAUUGUAUGUAUGUACAUAUAAAUAUAUGUACAUUGUGCCAUUUGAUAUGUUUAGCCAAAAUGGUUUCCGGUGAAAGUAUAUUUAUUAGUUUUUUUCCAUGUAUAUACUAUAUAUUUAGAUUCUAUACACCCGCCACAAACCCAGAAAAAGCCCAAUAUUUAUUAAAAAACAAACAAAAAUAAACACGCACAGCCAUUUUCUGACAUUCUAUUGUUUAGCCCCUUCCUACAACUUUUUUCACAACCUAAACAUUUCAUUAUUAUGCCAAAGCCAAUAAAACUAUUACAUGCACUUCUUGGUUUUUGGCUGCCAAAGCUUAAAUGUUUAUUGUAUAAAAUACAAACAUUCUUUCCUCUCUCAAAGUGGAUCGUUUUUUUUUUCCCCACAAGGACCAGGUGCCAUAGGGAGAGUAACUCUAUAAACCGUCAAUCUAUUUCUGACUGCUCCAUCUAUGCCAACAGUCAGAACCUUAAAAUUUGUACCCCAGAAACACAAGGUCCUAGAUGAUAAGAGAAAUGUAUUUCCAGAAAUGGCAGUAUAACUAUAAAAUAAUGAUUUGCUAGGAUUAAAAUAGAGCUUUAUAGCUGCAAUCCCCUCUUACAGACUUGCUGCUGGAUUUGAUAUUUAUGGUGUUUCUUUUGCCCAAAACAAGAGACAUAUCAGCUGUUCUUUAAACUGCAUCCCCUUUAUAGUUAAUUUUAGUUAUCGCCUGCCCAAAUUAGAGCAUGUGUUUGUACAGUAUAUGACCCAUAGCUUGUCGGUGCUUAGCAUGAGGUUGUAUUGGCAAUGGCACACAGAGUGGUUGAUGAUGUGCUGGAUUAAACAACUGAGACUUGCUCUAGAGAAAAAACACAAAAAAGGUGGCUAUGGCAGUGAUAUUGCCUCAAUAUAAAUAAAUCCUUGUUUGGGGGAGAUAAUCGAUAUUACUACAGACAAGCCAAUAAAAAGAGUCAUUUGGGCUAAUUUAUAAACAGUGGGCAAAUCUGCACCUGGGUAGUAACCCAUGGCAACCAAUCAGAUGAAUGCUUUCAGUGCUCAACCUGCAG
Molecule: messenger RNA, 6183 nt
Organism: Xenopus laevis (African clawed frog)
Lineage: Eukaryota; Metazoa; Chordata; Amphibia; Anura; Pipidae
Gene: znf827.S
Product: zinc finger protein 827 S homeolog
Exons: 14
Coding region: 762-4715 (1317 amino acids)
Biological process (GO): positive regulation of transcription by RNA polymerase II; regulation of gene expression
Cellular component (GO): nucleus
Source: RefSeq, a predicted model, not a curated record